Messenger RNA from Fusarium coffeatum, 1695 nucleotides. RefSeq lists its product as uncharacterized. Gene Ontology annotation, cellular component: membrane. Gene Ontology annotation, biological process: proton transmembrane transport. The record is from RefSeq and is a predicted model, not a curated record. NCBI's taxonomy places the organism in Eukaryota, Fungi, Ascomycota, Sordariomycetes, Hypocreales, Nectriaceae. The transcript is spliced from 3 exons. Bases 1 to 1695 code for a protein of 564 amino acids. Gene Ontology annotation, molecular function: antiporter activity.
AUGGAAGCUUCACUCCCUUAUCAUGAGCCUCCAAUUACGGUUAUUGCCAUACUAUCUGGCUUUCUACUUUUGUUGAAUAUCAUCAACUAUGGCCUGGACAAACUUGCUUACUGCGGACUGAUUGGCCAAGUCGCGAUAGGGAUAGCUUGGGGUACGCCAGGGGCAAAAUGGCUAUCUCGUGAGGUUGAAGAUGCGAUCGUACAAUUGGGUUAUCUCGGUCUUAUUCUAUUGGUAUUUGAAGGCGGUCUAUCAACAUCUUUCAGAUCCCUAAAAGCCAACCUUGGCCUCUCAUCUGCCGUUGCCACCACUGGAAUUCUGAUUCCAAUCGGCCUUUCCUUCGCCGUCAUGUCGAUGCUCAACGCGACUCCACUGCAGGCGUUUGCAGCAGGCGCGGCACUCUGUUCUACCAGCCUUGGCACGACAUUCACUAUCCUUGGCACCAGCGGUCUUUCUGCAACUCGUCUUGGGGUUGUUUUGACGAGCGCUGCCAUGAUGGAUGAUGUCGUUGGUCUAAUUAUGGUUCAGGUCAUCUCGAACCUUGGAGGUGGUUCUUUCGACGCUGUUACUGUUGUUAGACCCAUUAUGGUUUCUUUGGCUUUUGCGAUUGUUAUUCCCGUCAUGUGCAGAUUCGUUGUCGCGCCAGCUACGGUGCGCCUCAACUCCUACCGCGAGGCAAAUCCGACCUCCAAGAUAUCGAAGCUUUUUGCUUCUAGGCAAACUGCAUUUGUUAUUCACACGGGGUUUCUGCUCGGUAUUGUUGUCGGAGCGACCUUUGCUGGCACUUCGAGUCUCCUGGCCGCUUACAUUGCCGGUGCUGCAAUCAGUUGGUGGGACUCUGAAGUUCCGCACUUGCAACAUCAGCAUUCCAGUAACUCUGCAUCCCGAAACUCCGAGCAAGUUGUAACAGCCGAUGAUCAGACUAUGGAAGGGUCCCCCUCUACUCAAGCUUCGCCUAAAGUUAUGGAAGGCGGUUCCGGUGCUGAGAUCUUCCAUGAUUACUACGAGCCUGCAUUGCAGCGACUUCUCAAGCCAUUCUUCUUUGCCUCUAUUGGUUUCUCUGUUCCCAUCACUAAGCUAUUCACUGGCCCCAUCGUCUGGCGGGGUGUGAUCUAUACCAUCCUAAUGAUAAUUGCAAAGCUCGCAUGCGGCCUAUGGUUGGUUUCUUUCACUAAUCCCUUCCACAUGCUCACGAAGCCUAUUCGCAAACUUACGCCCCAACUCAAGAAGUCUUCAAAGACUCUUGUUCCUGGUGCUCAAUGUGCGGAUACCACACCCCGUGAUGAGACGAGCGAUUCUACUCAGCGGGUUGAAGAUCGCGACGCUGUUCCUCUUGAGUCAAUUGCCGACACGGACGCAUCGCAAACCUCCCCUCAAGUACGCAAUUCUACUCCCAAACCUGAGAAGGCGCUGUCUCUCUAUCCGGCUUGUAUUGUUGGCAUCGGUAUGGUAGCUAGAGGUGAGAUCGGCUAUUUGAUUUCCGCACUUGCUGAGAGUAAGGGAAUCUUCGGUCGUACAGAGGAUGGUGAAUCAUCUGAGCUUUUUCUCAUUGUCACCUGGGCGAUUACUCUUUGUACGGUGAUUGGGCCCAUUUCUGUUGGACUCAUCGUCAAUCGGGUCAGGAAAUUGGAGAGUGGGAGUCAAAAGGCCCAAGGUGAGAACAGGAGGAAUGUUCUCGGGGCUUGGGGUGUCAGUUAG